AUGAAGCAGGCGCCCCAAGUCCUCCAGUUGUGUGAGUAGAAGCGAAAGGCGUGCUGGAGCUUCUUGCUGUGCAGGCGCUUGAACUGGUUGGCGACGAAUUUGAGGUCCUCUGCGCGGAGCGCGAAGGCCUCCACCUCCUCGAGGGCCCUCACCGUGCGGGUCGAGGAGGGCAGGUUCAAGCUGGGGUUGGGCAUCAGGGCCCAGGUGAGGAGCUCUUCUCCGCAGAAGUCUCCGGGACGGAGAGUGAUGGAGUUGAAGAAGCCGCUCCGGCCACCGUUGGUCGUGGAGCUCUCCAAUCGGCCUCUGAUCACGAAGAGCAUCUCGUUCACUGGGUCGCCCUCGCGGACGAUAAACGUCCCCUGCGUGCUCAGGCAGGAGACCAGGCGCUCGCAGAUGGCGUCGAGGAGCUGCGCGUCCAUCUGAGAGAAGAAGGGGACCUGCAGGAGGAGGAGCAUCAUGAUCUUGUAAGAGGGUGGGUUUUCACCGUUUUCAUUCAUUUAGCUGACCAUUUUUUUCAAUCAGGUUGAUGAUAUUCGAUGAAUGUGUUUUGAUAGAUAAAUGAUUGAUUCACUUGUAACAGUAAGCAGCAAGAGGAAGACGAAUCUUCCAGCUUGGUAUAAGCCAAAUGCGCUUUAAUUUUCAGAUACUAAUUCACUUCUAACAGUAAGCAGCAGGAGGAAGAAGAACUAGAAUGUGUCAUUGAGUGGAAAGGAAAAAAAUGGCAGCCUAGAAGAUCGGAAAUCCCUCGCCGAGUAGUAAUCUGUCUAAAAUCUUCUAUGGAGAAUAGGGAUUGUUAAGUGUGGCGAGUUGUGGGUUGUUCAUGAUCUUUCCUGCAGAUGAUGUGUGAUCAUCCUGCAAAUAUUGAUCUGCUCCAAGGCAUGCUGGUCAAAGGCGAAUGUAGAAAAACGUUCUACAAGGACAGGAUACUUACACGACGAACAAGAUCUAAGCAAAGGUGCCGCUGAAUAUCCCGACGAAGAUCCAAUGGCAAGGACCGAAGGAUAGAUUCUUCGUCAACACCUCUAGUAGCAAGCCAUUUGUACUGAACAAACCGGUGAACGCGCUCCUGCAGAUCUGGAGGGAGUUUGCGGUGCCUCAUCCACUCCUCAGUGUCUCUCCUUUUGACUCGCCAUUCUUCAAGUCUCACAGUUACUGAUUGCAGGUAUGUCUUGCCAAAGCAAAAAGUGCUUAGAUAAUUCACGGCUAUGAUUGAAUAAAUCAUUAAAUUGUCAAGAACAGAAAAGCUGUACAGAAUGUUAAUUCACCCAAGAAGAUUGAUAAACAAAACCCAUAUUUUUCUCCCUCUGCUCUCAGCUUAGAACAAAUUAUAUCUUGCCCUUGAUAGGUUGGAUCCUGGUCUCGGUAUCUAUCUUACCUCAGUCUUCCGGAGAAGUGGGAUACAAGAUAUAUUUCAAGCAGCUAAGUUUAAAUCGUAUAAAAACUUUCAAAGAUUCUGGUACUGGUUCAUAGGCUUGAAGAGCUUAAAAUAGGUGUCUGAAACGUUUAUAAAACAAGCCCUAACGUGGGCACAGUCCUAGAUUAAGCACUGCCACUAUAUACAACAUUAGUGAAAGAAGUGACCCUGGGCUAGUGAAUUUUCAGAGAUCAGCGUAGGGCAAACAUGGCUGAAAGUUAUUCUGAGUUUGGAAUUCAAUAAGAUUCGAAAGGCAAGGAGUGAAGUCCUUUGUGAUACACAAGAAUUUCUCGACAAAAGUAAGAAAUGAUAUACCAACCAUAGAGCAGCAGGUUGGUAUAUCAUCUUCUCUGCAUAUUGUCCAUAACUGACCAUUUGACCGUGUAAGGCAUGGAAUGUCAUUAAAAUACAGGAUAUUGUUCAUCUAUUAUUUAAUCUUUAUGCGAGUAACAUGGUUAGAGAUGCAUCAUUCUUAAGGUGAAUCACCCAUUUAUAUCGGAAAAACCCAUAAAAGUUCAGGCAGGUGAAUCUCAUAUUUACAAAUGUACGAGUCCACAAGGAACCAAGAUAAAUUCUGUGAUGAAUGUUUUUUUUUUGUUUGGGUUUGCAAGUUUACUGUGCAUCAUUAACAUUUUACGAAAAUAUUUUGUUCAUGAAUGCAAAAAAUUGUAAAAAUAGCACACUAUUCCUAGGAUCUAUGAUUGAGCACACGAUAAUCUAAGAAAAAUCAAGAGUGUAACUUAUACCUGCAUAUUACCAAUCAACUGGGAGAAUAGAAUGAGUCCCACAAUGCAUAUAAGAAUGCAAAAUGAUGUUUCACCAGCGUAGGUGCUCGUUACAAUUCCUUGUCCAUAUGAACUGUGGAAGAGGAAACAGGGUCAGUUAUAAUGAUCUUAAGACUGGAUGAAUCCUUCCACCAUCGCAACGUACUUGCAAACAAUUAAAUGAGCAGCUCCAAUGCAUAUCAUUUGCAGAACGGAACGGAGAAGAAAAAAUAUUCGCCAAACAUUUUACAGGAAGUUUGUUGCCUAGGAAUAAAAUUAAAAGUUGGGUUAGAUAUAUUACCAAAAUGAUAAAAUCCCAAGCAAGCACUAUCAUCAGUAAUCUAGGAACCAGACUGUCUCAUAAAUUCAACUUAUUGGUGUUCAUGCUAAGUUAUUUCCCAGAAUGAUAAUUUUAUGGGGGAAUGUCAUGCAAGAUCUACUUACUAGAACGACAUACUGGAGCUUGAGGGAUAUCACCUAUCUAGAUGGAGUUAUUGA
Messenger RNA from Spirodela intermedia, 2676 nucleotides. Lineage: Eukaryota; Viridiplantae; Streptophyta; Magnoliopsida; Alismatales; Araceae. The record is from the annotation of a GenBank genome assembly.